UUUCUUUCCGUCCUUUAUUUUCACGUAUUUCUACAAGAAAUUUUAGUACUUCCUUAUACAAAAUGGCUCCUCAACAUCGUAAAGUUGCUGUUAUCGGAUCUGGUCCCGCUGGUCAUACUGCUGCCAUCUAUCUUGCUCGUGCCAACUUAGAACCCGUUUUAUUUGAAGGUUUAAUGGCUAAUGGAUUUGCUCCUGGUGGUCAAUUAACAACUACCACUGAUGUCGAGAACUACCCUGGUUUCCCUAAGGGUGUUUUGGGUGGUCAAUUAAUGGACUUGAUGAGAGAGCAAUCCGUAAACUGUGGUACUACUAUCGAAACUGAAACUAUUGCUAAACUCGAUACCUCUUCUCGUCCUUUCAAGUUAUGGCGUGAAGGUACUGAAAGCCAAGAAGAACCUACUGAUACUGCCGACGCUGUCAUUAUCGCUACCGGUGCUUCUGCUAGACGUAUGAACUUGCCUGGUGAAGACAAGUACUGGCAAAAUGGUAUCUCUGCUUGUGCCGUUUGUGAUGGUGCUGUUCCUAUCUUUAGAAAUAAGCCUUUGGUUGUCAUCGGUGGUGGUGACUCUGCUGCUGAAGAAGCUAUCUAUCUUACUAAAUAUGGUUCUAUUGUUCACGUCCUCGUCCGUCGUGAUCAACUCCGUGCUUCCAAGGUUAUGGCCAAGCGUCUCUUGACCCACCCCAAGGUCAAGGUCCACUUCAACACAUCGGCUACUGAAGCUAUUGGCGAUGGUAAGCUCUUGACAGCUGUUGCUACCAUCAACAAUGUCACCAAGGAAGCUGGUAAGAUUGAAGCCAGUGGAUUAUUCUAUGCUAUCGGUCAUGAUCCUGCUACUUCUCUUGUUAAAGGACAAAUUGAAUUGGAUGAAGAGGGUUAUAUCAAGACAGUUCCUGGUUCAUCUGUUACCAACAUUCCCGGUGUAUUUGCUGCUGGUGAUGUUCAAGAUAAGCGUUAUCGUCAAGCCAUUACCUCAGCUGGUUCAGGCUGUAUGGCUGCUCUUGAUGCUGAAAGAUAUUUGAGUGAACUUGAAUCCGAAAUUGCUGAAGGUGAUAGAAAAUGAAUCGAACGCGGAAAUAGUAAGCCUAGACUUUAAAAAUGAGCGACAUUAGAAAUCACUCCCAACUUUUGUUCUUUGUAUACACCUGUAUUAUAUUUUUAUUAAUUAUGAGAUAUUGUCGUAAAUAAAAGAAUUAUUGGCGCAUAUUUAAAAAAAAGCAUUGUUUUGCACUCAUAGCUUUCUCAAACAUCAAAGAAUCCAUCUUGAUCCGUAUAGAGUGUAUACGCUCGCUUAUUCGAUGCCUCCUUCAGCAAGUGAAAUCAACCAAUGGCAUUAGAAUUUAACAAGCUCAGAUUUUACUCUUAGUAACAGCGUCAUUCAACUCUUGAAAAUACAGCAUAUAAUCUAUUUAUAAACAUUAGAAUAAUGAAUAAAAUAUCAUUUGUUGCAUAAUACGCAAAGAAGAAAGAACAUAUGAUAAAGUCAUGUUGAGGAUCAUUCUUUAUUAUUGUUAUUCAGCUAUUAAUUGGCUCAGAAUAAAUCGACAUCAAUC
Rhizopus microsporus ATCC 52813 is the source of this 1551-nucleotide messenger RNA. RefSeq names its product thioredoxin reductase. Gene Ontology annotation, biological process: removal of superoxide radicals. Gene Ontology annotation, molecular function: thioredoxin-disulfide reductase (NADPH) activity. The record is from RefSeq and is a predicted model, not a curated record. Gene Ontology annotation, cellular component: cytoplasm. The transcript has 2 exons. The coding region runs from base 63 to 1061 and encodes 332 amino acids. Lineage: Eukaryota; Fungi; Mucoromycota; Mucoromycetes; Mucorales; Rhizopodaceae.